CCCACAAUUCAUUGCUGGAAACUGUGGGUUUGUUUAGACCACUGUAACAUGUCAGAAAUAUUUGCUACGGAUUUUGUGCUAUUCCUCUACACGUAAAUGUGUUCCGGACCAAAAAAUGGAGUCCAGAAUCAAGGAAAGCCCAGAAUCUGUUUUUGAGGUAUAUAUGGAGGUUGUCAGUCCAGGCACACAAAGCACAGGUCCUGAAAUCCAAAGGAAAUUCCCAGAAGACUUCCAAGAUGAGGAAACUAUUAAGACCGUGCCAAAGUUCUGCUUUCCACUUUCUUUGGAUAGUGUCACAGUCAACCAAACGGAUCAGCAUUUCACAUUUGUACUGACGGACAUCAACAGUAAACACAAAUUUGGAUUUUGUCGCCUGUCCUCAAGUUCACACACCUGCUACUGCAUUGUUAGCUACCUGCCCUGGUUUGAUGUGUAUUAUAAACUGCUAAAUAUCAUUGCAGAUUACACUGUUAUUGGCCAGGAAGCUAUUUUACAAGACCUCCUGGUGUCUUUACACAGCCUUUCCAUUCCUGAGCCUGGUGUUCCUGUUCAAAUUGCAAGGCAUUUCUACUUCACUGUACCUGACCUAAAAGAGCUCCCCAGAAUCCCAGAAAAUAGGAACCUUACAGAGUACUUUGUAGCAGUAGACGUCAAUAACAUGCUACAACUCUACGCUAGUAUGCUUCAUGAACGUCGGAUCCUCAUCUGCUGUAGCACGCUAAGCACUUUAACAGCUUGUGUCCAUGGGUCUGCUGCCAUGUUAUAUCCAAUGCACUGGCAACAUGUUUACAUUCCAGUCCUGCCUCAGCACCUAUUAGACUACUGCUGUGCUCCAAUGCCCUAUCUUAUCGGAGUCCAUUCCAGCCUAAUGGGGAAAAUUCAAGGACUGGCUAUCGAGGAUGUAGUGAUUUUGAAUGUGGACAACAACACACUUGAAACUCCUUAUAAUGACCUUCAAAGCCUACCCCAUGAUGUGGUUUCAUCUUUAAAAAAUCGUCUGAAGAAGUUUUCAACUACCCCAGGCGAUGGUGUGGCCCGUGCCUUCCUCAAGAGUCAGGCCGCUCUGUUCGGCAGCUACCGAAAUGCUCUUCAAAUUGAGUUGGGUGAACCAAUAACAUUCAAUGAAGACACUUUUGUAAAUCAUCGAUUGAGUGCCAUGAGAGAAUUCCUUCAGAGUGCCAUUCACCUUCAACUGUUCAAACAGUUCAUUGAUGGCCGUUUGGAACUAUUAAACUCUGGAGAAGGUUUCAGUGACAUUUUUGAGGAGGAGAUCAGCAAAGGCGAUUAUGCAGGAAGUGACAAAUCCUAUCACCAGUGGCUAAUCACUGUGAAGAAAGGAAGCGGAGCUAUUUUGAACACAGUGAAGACCAAGGCAAACCCAGCCAUGAAGACUGCUUACAAAUUUGCUAAAGACCAUGCCAAAAUGGGUAUUAAGGAAGUAAAGAGCCGACUAAAGCAUAAGGAAAAUACAGAUAACGGACCAGGAAUUGUUGACGAGGGCAAUGAUUUUGUUGUAAAGAGAUUUGAGAGCGAGGGGACACAGCAAACAUUGGAUGAACACAGAAUGAAUAGGCUAUUUGGACUGUCACCUAUGCUGUUGAAGAAAACAAAUAGUAAUGAGAGUCUGGAAAGUCCUCAAGACCAGUCACAGAGAUACUACUCACUGAGGGAGGUUGAGUGGAUAGAAGAUCACGAUUCUAAUUUGGGUCUCGAAUGUCGCCGCCCGUUUCAAAAGAACCUCGCCAAUGCCAGCAAACUAGCACAUUUCUUCAGCCGCCUGGACGAGCAUGAUGGCCAACCUCUUCCUUUGGCUAAAAGUCUUGAGGACCUGAAGAGUCUGAAAGACUAUGAAAAGCUUCAAAGCAAGUUCACUUGUGAGCGAAUGGACCUUAGUUUCAGUGAACACUCACAAAUACCUUUGAGCCUGAAGCUCCCCAACACUUACAACAAGCUGUUGGAUAUAGAACCAGAUCAAUCAGAAGUUUCCUUUUGGGACCACCCAACCUGCAAGAAAACUCAAUCAGCUCAACUUCUCACACAGAAAAAUGAUCACAACAGUCACAGUACAGGUCUUGAACCACCAGACUCGUCCGCUCCUGACAAUAUUACCAUACCUCGUCCUCACGGAAGGAAGAGCGCUGAACUUGGAACUGUGUUAGCUCCACUUUCCGGCCAAUCUCAAUCAAAACCGUCUAAUGGGGAAAGGACAAAAACAGGAGGUCAUGGAUUUCAGACCUCAGACGCGUUCAACCUUGCAGAGGAUCACGAUCACGUGGAUUUGAUAAGCCUUCUGGACCCCCUAAAUAAAUCCUCACAGAUAAGUUCCGCAUCAACGGGGGAAGAAAUGAAUAUUGGAGUGUUUACAUCAUCUUGUGAAUCAACAAUCCCUCCUCGGGCUUACCCAAUGAGCCAACCUCCCUUUCAGCCGCAUCAUCACAUAUCACCUUCUGUCUUUACUCAGCCUGUCCAGAAUUCCCUCACCCAAAUGCAGUAUUUGUCAAGUCCGAGGAGUACACCUUUUAGUGCAGUGUAUGAACAACCAAGUGGUUCCUAUCUCCACAAUCCAACCAAGUCACAUCCUCACCCUGCGCUCUCAGAAGUCUCUAAACAACACUUGAUUAACAGUCCAACGCUUCUUCCCAGUUACCGAAUGGGUAAGCCUUACCCAUAUAUCCAGCAGACUCACUUAUCAACCAGCAAUAAUACGCUUUCAGGACUUUCAGACUCAGUCCUGGUCCCAAGUACUGCUCCCAACUCACUCGCAAGACAACUUCAAGAUGGCAACCAGAAACCUCAGGAUCCUUUUGGUGACCUUCUGACGAUGAUUCAACCAACUAUACCUCUUCAAAAGAGCACGGAUCAGCCUCAGAAGGGGUGGGAAACAUUUGAGUAAAACCUUUUCAUAGACUUCCUCACUGACAUCGCCAAAUGUUUUCAUUCUUGCAUGAAAAACCUCAUCGGAGGAACUGGAAAUGUACAUCAUGUUGUAUUAAGAAUGUGUGCAUUCGGUCUUUACAGAAAACCUGAACUGUGAUUAAAUAUAAUGUUUAUAGGAAACGUCACAUGACAAAUGACUAAGACUGAAAAAUGAAUAAAACCUCACAUUCACUGACCCUAUAUAUCAUGAAAUCUUUCUUGACCUCAAUGCUGGCCCACACAAUAGACCCUACUCACGUGAUGUCACAGCCACGCCCCCGCGCCAUGUUGUCCGUAUACUCGUCAUGUUAAUGCAUUAGCGCUUCGUAAAUUCCUCCUAUUAUGGCGUGUUUUUCUGCUCGUUAACAUUAAUAAUCAAAAUGGUGAAGUCGUGUGUGGCGGUCGGUUGCAAAAACAGAGAAGAUAGACGGAGAGACUUGAAGUUUUACCGUAUUCCGAGAGACCCGAAGAGGAGACCGAGCUUGACUGCUGCAAUUCGACGAGAAAACUGGGCUCCAAACGACUACCACAGAUUAUGUAGUAGUCAUUUUAUAUCUGGUAAGAUGCAUUUAAUAUAUAUUUAGAGGGUUUUGGGCUGACAACCACAAUUAAGAUAAUUGCUAGGCUAAUCGCCGACAACAUACACUCAGACGUUGUGAAUGAACUACCUGAAAAUAUAUAAUUAUAAGGGGAUAAUCAGACAGUUGUCAUACAAUUAAUUUACAAUUUCACUAUUGAGGUCAAAAGCCAAAAAAUAAAUUCAACUAGGGACAAUCUGGAGUAGUGCUAUCGCACUACAUAUUUAUUACAUAUUAUAUAUGUAUGUAGUGAGAGUGCUAUCGCUAAACCAUAUAAACAUUAAAAGCCCUAGCUCCAUUGACAAAUGACAUGAAAUACAUUAGACUUGACAGUGGAUCUUAGCAAGAACAAAAGAUUUUGAAUUGAAAAUUUCGUAACUCACCUUCCGAGCACAAGAUUCUUGCCGAAUUUUCGUGUACGUUGUUUCACCCAACCAGCAACGUAGCAUUUAUAAGCCUCCAAGCUCUUAAAGUUUUUCAAACUUUCGUGAGAAUAGGCUGAUUUUGUGUGGACAAGAUAGUUGUAAAUAUCAGGAUAGCAGAUGUCAGGCAAAGACUGCGAAGCCGGCGGGUCGAAAAACAUCGAUUUAGGCAUCAAAUACGGAUCUGACGAAUGGAUAAACUGAAGCUUUUCCACGUAACGCCUUUUAUGCAACGCAUCCAAUGAGUUUACAGCGUCAGAUAACACCGGGGCUUCCAUGAAUUGCUCUAUAACUUGCUCGACUAAUUGAAAACAAUGAGAAUAGGUCUAAAAAAUAGGUACAAUAUGGCGGCCGGAAACAGCGACACGCCCAUUUUGUGACGUAGGUGAGUAGGGUCUAUAGGUGAGCUAGGAGAUUGCCCAGGAUGCCAUCUAGUGGAGCUAGUGCCAAAUUGGUUGUUGGAGGCAGUCUUUCAGGUCCUUCGCGUGUUCGUUUUCCAUUCAGGUGAGACGGCUAGACUAGAUUGUUAAAUGAAGACUGGAGGCAAGUGAUCAAUAGUGCGCGGUUUUAAUUUCAGAAAUUUCUUGGUGCAUUUACUAGAGAUGCCGAUCGAUCGGGUCCGAUCACGUCAUUUUCAAAGUAUCGGAAUCGGCAAAAAAAUAUCGGCCAUGCCUUUUUAAAAAAUUUUUUUAAAUUAAAUCGUUUCCUAAUUGUAUUUAACGUUACAGACAUAAUAUGUUGCAUUCAUCCAGAGUCUUUAGUUUAGGUUUAAGGUAGGGUUAUCAAAUUUAUCCCGAUAACAGCGGUAAUCAAUUUUUUAAAAAUGUAUCACGUUAAAUAUUUAACGCAAUUAAUGCAUGCUUUGCACGACCCACUCACGCUUUGUCGUGCUCAAUCUGUAAUGGCGCCAUUUAACCUAUUUAGAGAGAUAAAAGGCAGCAUAAAAUGAGUGGAGUGAAUUUUGGCAGCUUUUGGAGCCAUUUUUUAAUAGGCUAAAGCCUUACAAUCCCCCUUCCUACAAAUAGAAAUAUCAUUGUUUUUUUUUUUUUUAACACCUUAUGUUACUUCCCAACGCAGAGAAGAUAUGUCAAUUGAUAGCACUACACACAGUAAUGGUUCCACUUCCCAUCAUGCAUUUGGGUUGAAUGGCUGCAGUAUCAUUUACUGAAAGCUCAACAAAUACACUAGAUGGCAGUAUUUAGUCACAAUAUACAAAGUCACAAGUCUUUCAAUCCGUGGUUCCCUCUCACAGAAAGAAUGUUAAUAAUGUAAAUGCCAUCUUGAGGAUUUAUUGUCAUAAUAAACAAAUACAGUACUUAGGUACUGUAUGUUGAAUGUAUAUAUUCGUCCGAGUUUUAUUCAUUUUUUUCUUAAUGCAUUGCCAAAAUGUAUAUGAUCGGGAAAAAUUAUCGGGAAUGAUUGGGAGCCAUAAAAAGCAAUCGGAUCGGGAAAUAUCGGGAUCGGCAGAUACUCAAACUAAAAUGAUCGGGAUCAAAUCGGGAACAAAAAAACAUGAUCGGAACAACCCUAGCAUUUACCGUAAUUCCCCGAAUAUAAGGCGCACCUGUGUAUAAUGCGCACCCCAAAUUUACUUGUAAAAUCUAGGGGAAAUUAUUGUACCCGUUUAUAACGCGCACCCUAAUUUUAGCACCAAAAACUAGAAGAAUACAAGAAAACAGCUCGUGUACAGAUACAGAAAUGUCAUUUUACUGACUGGUG
Molecule: messenger RNA, 5635 nt
Organism: Corythoichthys intestinalis (scribbled pipefish)
Lineage: Eukaryota; Metazoa; Chordata; Actinopteri; Syngnathiformes; Syngnathidae
Product: DENN domain-containing protein 1A-like
Exons: 22
Coding region: 116-2893 (925 amino acids)
Biological process (GO): endocytic recycling; endocytosis
Cellular component (GO): clathrin-coated vesicle; cytosol
Molecular function (GO): guanyl-nucleotide exchange factor activity; phosphatidylinositol phosphate binding
Source: RefSeq, a predicted model, not a curated record